Molecule: messenger RNA, 849 nt
Organism: Alternaria burnsii
Lineage: Eukaryota; Fungi; Ascomycota; Dothideomycetes; Pleosporales; Pleosporaceae
Exons: 3
Coding region: 1-849 (282 amino acids)
Source: RefSeq, a predicted model, not a curated record
AUGUCCACUUCCAUGAAACACAAGAGUAUACCAGCAACAUUCAACGAAAAAGAGCCCGCUGCUACUGCAAAGUCUCCGAGACCCACAUCUGCGCCGUACCCAAACUUUUCCAAACCUCUGGCAAAAGAAACUGCACCUACUACAGAACCCAAAUUAGUUGCCGCCGAAGAACUACAGGCCCGGAUCAAAGCUGCGAGAAGGAGCAGAACCGCUACUCAGCCACUGCCUGAAGCAGUACGACGCAAACUCGACCAUUCGUCCGACCUCAUACACCCAGCCCUGCGCGCCAGGAGCGGCGUCACACCAAACUCCAACCGGCCCACCAGUCACAGGACCAAGAGUCGUGAAGAUCUAUCCAUCGAUGCUGUGAUUCGGCGCCUGUCGAUGGAGAUAGAUGGACAGAACAGCACCAAAGGACGCCAACUUCCAGACGACAUACCUCCAGUACCGACGUUACCAGCCUUUCCGCCCGCUGCGAGCUAUCGUCCACGACCCCGCCCGACCGCGAGCAGAAGGUCUUCCAUGACGAUGAGACGAAGUCCCUUGUCAAAUGUUUCGUCUCCGGACGACUCUGCAGAGACUUCCUCCCACACAUCCAGACGUACUUCAGCUUCUUCUCGCACAUCCAAGUCCGAAGAGUCUAAAGACGGCGGUGACGAUAACGACGAGAUGGUGCGAGUUAUCACUACAGAAACAUCGAAAGCUAGGCUCGCAAAGCGGAAGCAUAUCUCGGAACCUCCGGCUGUAUCUCAGCCCCCUCCCUCGAUUUUGCGAUCCACAUCACAGCGGGCCAAGAGUCGGAGUUCAUGGCACACAAUCUCUCGACGCAGUAUACUCUGCUCAGUAUGA